Molecule: messenger RNA, 2010 nt
Organism: Dracunculus medinensis (Guinea worm)
Lineage: Eukaryota; Metazoa; Nematoda; Chromadorea; Rhabditida; Dracunculidae
Source: the annotation of a GenBank genome assembly
AUGCAAUUAAAAAUUAGGAAUUUUCAGAUUGAAAAUGCUGGAUCAAUUAUUAAACUGUCAGUGCCUGGCAAUUGUAUGAGAAGUAACGUAUUUCGAGAAAGUAAUCAGUCUGAGGCAUAUUGGCAGCUGUGCUUAUAUCCUGCUGGAAAGCGUGUAGAAAAUGCAAAUCAUGUAUCACUUUUUCUUAAAAUGUCUUCUACAUCGCCCACGAAGGAGAUGUCGUUACUAGAGGUUUAUGGUUCAGUAUUUGGGUUUGAGAACAUCAAGGUGACACUUAACGGGAUGUACGGGAAUAUUAAAAGGUCUGGAUUUCCCCAGUCUUUGGUCAAGUUUCAAAUCAAAGUUGAAUAUCGAUUUUAUUUUUUGAAUGAGAGAGAUUUCCCUGUAUUUAGCAAUGUCAAUGUUGGUGAAUUCCAUGCAAAGCCUCCUAAAGGAGGUCAUUCGUGGGGAUUAAGAAAUAUUCCUCGUCAAAAAUUAAGUUCUUUUUGUCAUAUUUGCCAUGAAUAUGUGAAACAACAGGAAAUGGCACUUGAAACAGGUGUGCAAGCUGACUGCAUGUUAGAAUGCAAUGGCCAGUUAAUUCCAGUUAAUCGAUUUUGUUUAUGUGUUCAUUCAAAAGUGUUUAAUGCAAUGUUUUCUUAUGAAAAUAUGUUGGAAAAUAAAGAGAAAAGAGUCGUGAUCGAGGAUACUGAUGUUGAAUCGGUCAAGAUGAUGUUAAAGUAUAUGUACUGCGGUUAUGUGGAUUUGGGUACUAAUGCUGAAGAAGUUUUAAAACUUGCGGAACGUUAUCAACUGGAUCAAUUAAAAUUAAUGUGUGAAGAAAAAAUUAGUACUAAUGUGGAUAGAAAUAACGUUGUAGACAUGUUGCUCUUUGCAGACCUUUAUAACUGCAAGUGGCUAAAAUCGAUUGCUGUUGAAGUGUUACGUACGAAUAAGAGCUAUAUUUUGAAAACAGCGGCUUGGCAAAAUUUAAAGGAGACAAAUCCAGCAUUGGUAACCGAGGUAAUGGAAGAAGUAUUAUUGGACGAUUGCGAUUCACCACCAUUAAAGCGUAAAUGUGAUUACGUAAUGUUUUUUGAGCGAAAUGGUAUCAUAUCACGUUUACGAUUUUCCGAUUUGAAUCAUGGACCGGAAAAGGCGAAGAGAGGUAGUGGAUUUAAAUCAUGGCCUUACCAAACAAUGGGUCGUGUCGAUUUUCAGCUAAUGCGAUAUCUUCAGCCACUGCAUUAUCGAGUUCUAACAGCGGUUGAGAUGGGAAUGAAAAAUCAUGAAUUGGUACCACUGCAUAUUGUUGCUUAUAUUGCGGGUACUCAUCGUGGUGCAGUAAACUGUGCGUUGUCGCAAUUACGAGAAUAUUCUGCAGUAAUUUAUGAAAAAGGCAAAAGAUUUGAUGGAUACCGAUUAACUCAGCAAGGUUAUGACUUUUUGGCGUUAAAUGCUCUUCAUUCUCGCGAGAUUGUGGGUUUUGUCUUUGAAAAAAUUGGUGUUGGUAAAGAAUCACAAAUAUUUCUUGCAGCAGAUGCAAAACGCGACAAUUUGGUAUUAAAAUUGCAUAAAUUGGGAAGAACUUUUCGAAAGUUAAAGGAAAAACGAGAUUAUCAUAAUCGGAGGAAGUUUUGUUCGUGGUUGUACUUAGCAAGGUUGGCAGCAGAGAAUGAAUAUAAAUUUUUGAAAGUUCUUUAUGAAAACGAUUUUCCUGUUCCGCGUCCCAUUGAUAUAUGUCGUCAUACAGUAGUUAUGGAUUUUAUUAGCGGCGUAACUUUGUGCAAUGUUCGAACUGUUGAUAAGCCAGAAAUUCUCUAUGAUAAAUUAAUGUCUUUAAUUGUUCGUCUUGGCGAAUGUGGAUUGAUACACGGUGAUUUCAACGAAUUUAAUAUUAUUUUAACUGAGGAAGAGGAACCAGUUUUAAUUGAUUUUCCGCAGAUGUUGAGCAUAGAUCAUGAGAACGCCGACUUCUACUUUGAUAGAGAUGUGGGCUGUAUUAGAAAAUUCUUCAUUAGGCGGUAUUAA